UUCUCUCCAUUUUUCUUCACGACAUUUGACAGAUGAUAAAGUGGCCGCCGUCCCAAGGAUCCGUCCGUGUUGAAGCCACUCCUAUCAUAGCCAAAUCCAAAUUCCGCCUUUGCUAAUAAGUGUCUUACAAGCGAUGCAGGUUUUGUGUUUGAAAUACGUGACAGUGAUAUGGCUUAAUUGUUAGUGGACAAUCAGUUAUCAAUCAAAAUGAGUGGGCGAUCGAGCCGUGGUGUGUUUGGAAAACUCUUCUCUAAAAAGACUCCCAGAGAGAGAGAAGAGCGAGUGACUGAUAUUGGUAUGCCUACAGACGUGAAACAACACAUUCAUGUUAGUAAGAACUCAGAAACUGGUAUGUUGGAAGGAUUACCAACGUCCUGGUUGCGAUUGUUGAACACACAGAUUACACCCGCCGAACAAAAUGAAAACCCAGAUGCAGCCAUUCAGGCUGUCAAGUUCCAUAUGUACACAAUCAAAAAGGAGAAAGCACCCGACGAGCCUUUCAAGCCUUUCCUUACUGACGAGGCAAUUACUGAAGAAAAUAAAGAAAUAGAGAAGUUGCUAGAUCAUAAGAAUGCACACCAAAGUCAGGAGUCAGACCUGUCAAUCGGUCAAAGCAGUGAGGAGGAGGUCAGCACUAAUGACAUUUACUCUCAGAGGCAAACCAUGCCUGCCGCUCCCAUGAAACACAACUUGAAGAAGAAAGAUGCGAUGAUGGACUUGACAGCUGUGGUGGAGGACUUAACUCUGAUUGGUAAUGACCCUGAGGAAAGCCCAAUAUUGCGGAAGAAAGAGCUGAGAUAUGCGACACUGACUGAUGAAGAGAUAUAUGAAGAGCUGCGGAAGAUAUGCAACAAGGAUGAUCCUUAUGUACGGUUUGAGAGAAUCAAGCAGCUGGGGGCUGGUGCAUCAGGUGUGGUGUUCGUCGCGAUAGACAGCAAGGACAACUCCAAAGUUGCCAUCAAGGAUAUCGACCUCACCAAGCAAAGCAAGAAGGAACUAAUACUCAAUGAAAUUAACGUGUUGAAGGGAUUCAACCACAAGAAUCUGGUCAAUUUCUUAGACGCGUUCCUUAGUUACGAUCACCUGUGGGUCGCAAUGGAAUUGCUCGACGGAGGGUCCCUCAACUACGUCGUGACUGAAGUUGUAAUGAAGGAAGGCCAGAUAGCUGCCGUGUGUCGUGAGACACUUCAGGCCAUUGCCUUCCUGCACUCCAAAGGAACAAUACACAGGGAUAUUAAGUCUGACAACGUCCUGCUCGGUAUGGACGGCACUGUCAAAGUCACAGACUUUGGAUUCUGCGCGAACAUUGUAGGCGACGAAAAACGACAAACUAUGGUUGGCACGCCUUACUGGAUGGCACCUGAAGUCGUCACCAGGAAGCAGUAUGGUAAAAAGGUUGAUGUGUGGUCGCUAGGUAUUAUGGGGAUCGAAAUGAUUGAAGGUGAACCUCCUUACAUGAAAGAAUCCCCGUUGCGGGCUUUAUAUCUAAUCGCUGCAGUAGGGCGGCCGAAAAUCCCUAGGUGGGAAAAGUUAACACCACACUUCCAGGACUUCCUAGACAAAUGUUUACAAGUAGAUGUAGAUUUACGAGCCGCGGCAGACGAGCUCCUAAGGCAUCCGUUCCUUGAUUGUGCCAUGGAGCUGAGGACACUAACGCCCCUCAUCAAGGCCGCGCACAACGUGCACCGCAAGAACCACGACUGAGACUGGUAACUGUUUCAUUCCUUCUUCAUUUCUACGUGUAUUUCACUUUUAUAGCCUUUUACAAUUUUGUAUGCUCUUUAUGAAUGUAAUGAAAUGACUGUUAUGAAGUGCCAAGUUUUGCAUAGUAUUUACAAGGUUACGACUAAUGGACAAUAUACGCCAGAAGGCGUCAUUUUAACAACGUUUAAUUAAAAAAGGAUUUAAGCGCACAUAACGGAGAACGGAAAGCAUUCUGUAUUAGCUUAGUUUUUCCUAGAUAGAGCUAUACAUUUUUCGUUGUACGCAUGUAGAAUAAAAUCGCAAGAUAUUAAUUUCGACAGCACUAAGCGCGUACCUAUAGCUUUUGUCUUAUCUGUAGACUCGUAUAGAUACCGUAUCUCCAACUGAUAUAGAUAUUCACACAUCACACUUAAGUGUUCCCCUAAUGAAAUGUUCGAGGGUUACGUAUGAAAUCUUUAAUUUUUGUACAAGAAAAUGCCAUAAUUAUGCAAUACAAAUUGAUUUUACAAGUUUUAGGCUAAUUGGCUUAGGAUUUUUAGUUACUUAAUAAUAAGAAUGUAAUCUGUCCAAAUUAAGUAUUUUUAUAUUGUAAGGAAACAGUUUUGGUAACAUUUUGGACGCAUAGGUAUUAUAUAGGUUUUUGGAAAUCGUGCAGUUUUAUGAUAGAUGUCAUUAUGACGCUGGCCACUGUACCAACUAACAUAUAACAGAGCAAUGAAAUGGAAUAUUUUUUUUAAACUACAAAUCAUAGUUAAGAUUUUUAUAUUGAUACUUUAUAUUAAUUGCAAUCGAGUUGCAGUGGCCACACAAAUACGGUUUAUUUGUAAAGUACUUUUUGAUAAAAUAAGUGAUUGGUGCACAGUUAGGCUAUUACCAAAAAUGUACAUACAUAAAAUAACUUUUUAGCUAGUCGUAAUCAUUUGCAAUGUUAUUUUUUAUAAUUAUAUAUUAUACCGGUUCAACCAAAUGCAACAGUUUAGGAAGCGUUGUCACAUUCCUGUACCAUUCUCGUACAUCUUAUGAAAAUGUAUUCCGUGGAAAAAGUAUUAUAUAUUCUACUUUACAUUAUAAAACUAACAACAAAAAAUUAAGACUGUAUUACAGUACUGCAUUUUGAAAGAAUAGUAUUAGCCAUUGUUUAGAAAUAUAUUAAAUACUAAUGAGAGCACAAUAGGACGGACAGUACUCUCCGGCGGCGUGUCAACUAACAUUAUAUAAAGUGUAUUCCUUCAUCGAACAUUAGGUUGUAUUCCUCAUUGUCCUAUACCUGGGACAUUGCCUCCAUUAGACAUUGGAAUAAUUUCCUAACAAUUUCAGCCAAUUUACUUGUGCUCAAACUUUAUGUUUAAUAAAAAAUGAACUUUAUUAUGUUAAAGUUACAGCAUACGUUUCUAUGCGAAUUUAAAAAAUAGUCUGGUCAUGGUAAAUAAGGAAAUGUUUAGUGCUAUUAUUAUGUGUAUUGCAAAUAUGUUGUGCUAUUUCUAUGUGGUGUAUUGUAGGAUAAUUUGUUUGCUAAUUUCUAUAGUGUUCAAUUGUUUUAUACUAUCUUUCUCUAUAAUUAUAUUUUGAUUGUUGGUCAGUAUACAUAGCAAUGUGUUGCCAUUUUCAACAGUUUUACGUGAGCAUUUUCCAUGUAUUAAACCUUCAAUACACCUUAGAGUUAUACUCAUAAGAAUAUUAGUGUGUAUAUGAAUAAAGGCAAUUUGUAACAGCUUAAACUCCCCGAGUGAUAUUAAAACUUUGGAUCGUGUUCAUUGAUAUUUUUCUAUCAUCGUUUUCACUUUCAAGUGCAAUAAACUGUCAUUACGCUUCAAAAGGACAAAAUGUAUUUUGAGAUUGUUUUAGUAUUAUGUCAGUAUCUUAUGUUUGUUUUUAAGACGACAUACAAUUGAUCCGUCUUAGCUUAUGGGAGGCAUCAGUUUAUACCUAAUAAUAUCUCUGCCAUGAGUGCCUGCUUUAUACUGUAGUUUAGAUGUACUUUUACGGACUAGUAUUUAAGCAUUUUCAUCGACACAACGAAGAAUCGUGUGCAUGCUGUUCUAUGUGAAGAUACAGUCUCGUUACUUUGAUGAAUCAUUUUAAAUUAUAAUUUGUAUAGAAGUAAUUGUGGGAAUUUUGUACACAGAAAGUACAAUGCAUUGUGGUGGCAAUACUACCUACGUAUAAAAGAUCGUCCACUUAUGUAAUCAACGUCGAGGUACUUAGUAAAUCGAGAUCAUUGGCGACUGGCGACCGAGCUGUUGCCUCGCUCGCCCAGACCCGGCAUUGUACGCUCUAACUGCUAGUAACGCCAGACUCGUCUCAUAUAGUGCAGCAAUAUGUAUUGACGCUACGCUAUUAUUGUAAGUUUAUAUACACAAAGGACACUUUUUUGAACAUUUUAUUAAUAUAAUUUGCCUAUUAAAUUAUUUUUCUAAAAUA
Molecule: messenger RNA, 4125 nt
Organism: Spodoptera exigua (beet armyworm)
Lineage: Eukaryota; Metazoa; Arthropoda; Insecta; Lepidoptera; Noctuidae
Source: the annotation of a GenBank genome assembly